Molecule: messenger RNA, 1296 nt
Organism: Effrenium voratum
Lineage: Eukaryota; Dinophyceae; Suessiales; Symbiodiniaceae
Source: the annotation of a GenBank genome assembly
GAGCAUUGGGCCUUACAGCUGAACUCCGGGCCAUGUGAGGGAUGGUGUUCUCAGAUGCAGACGCUUGGCUUGCCGGGCACCUGCGCCCCGAGCUGCCGCGGCUUUGUUUCGGCGCGGGGGCGCUGCUGCUGUCCAGUUUUGUGAACUUCCGCACGGGCGCGCAGCUGAAGGCGGCGAUCGAGGGAGGCAAGUCACCCGCACGUAGCCUGCUUCUUUUUGGCCUUGGCGCUGCAGCAGGCUGCCUCCGCACCGUGGUCUUCGACAGCGCGUCGGAGCGCUUGCGCGCCUCCAUGUGCGCGCAGGUCUUUGCUGCAAAAUUGUUGGAAGAGCCCAAGGAGGAGCCAGGUACCUCCGGUACUUCUUCCGUGGCAGCUAUGGACAGUGAUGUGGCACUCUGUGCAGACUUGAUUCUGAAGCUGCAAAAUGUCGCGAGAUACACCUCUUCCAUUGUGGGCGGCACCAUUGCCAUGUUCCGCGCUUCCUGGAAGCUCAGUGCAGCAGUGUGGCCCUUGCUGGUGACCGGCGCUUUGCACGGAGCACGUGCUGGUGCCAAGCGCUCCAUGAAGUCGGCGCAGUCUUUGGCGGAGGUCCGGGAAGACGCCUUGGGCUUCGCGGAGGAGCGCUUGCAGCACUCGGACCUGGUGAGAUGGUUCUGCCGUGCCGAGCACGAGGCCAAAGCGUUCAAAGCCAAGUGUGACAAGGCCGUGGCUGUGGCCACCAGAGCGGCCAGAGUUCGAGGCAUCUCCCAUCUUGUCCUGGACUGGGCCUCAAAGAGCGUCCUGCUGGGCUUGGCAUCUUUAGGCAGCCAGUUGGUGGCCCGCGGGGAACUCACUGCCGGCGAGCUGACUUCCUACUUCUUCCACGCUGCCUUCCUGGGUCUCGGCCUCUACGGCUUUGUUGGGCUCAUCCCGGAGGCACAUCACGUGGAUCCACGGAUGUCGUGCAUGUAUGACGGAUGUCUCUAUGAAACCCGUCCCUUUGAGCCGACCCGGCCUUUCAGUGUGCAGAUAGCGGUAGCUCGAGCAGCAGCAGUGCGGCUUUCUGCCACAGUGGGCCAGGCGCACGCGGGCGCCUCAGCACAGAUGGGUGAUUCGUUUUAGAUUGGCGCCUUGCAGUGCCAAUUUUGCUCGCAUUGCCAUUUGGCCGCAAUCUGCUUGGAAGGUCCCCGAGCAACCUGCGGGCUCAUUGCUGUCUGGCGAGAGAGCACUUCCCGUCAGCUUCAGCGAAGUCCACUUUAGAUACCCGCGGUCGCCGGAGCUGUUGCGGGGCUUCUCCCUUCAGCUGGCAGCCGGCGAG